This is a messenger RNA of Ceraceosorus bombacis, 3050 nucleotides long. NCBI's taxonomy places the organism in Eukaryota, Fungi, Basidiomycota, Exobasidiomycetes, Ceraceosorales, Ceraceosoraceae. The record is from the annotation of a GenBank genome assembly.
AUGCCGCUAUUUCGUCGGCGAUCUAUUCCCAAGGUGUCCAAGGCGGCACCGGCCUUGCCUGACCUUGCCUUGCCGGGGCUGGAGUCAGUAGCGGAUCUCAACGCUGCUUAUGGUAUGGCCGCGCCAGCCUCGACGGACUCUGAUCUUGCUCAAAGUGAUCGCAAUCCCAAGACGCAGCAGGUACUUCCGGCCUCGCUACCGAACUCCCUUGCUCAGACACCUGCACCUCGACAGACCCCGCAAGCUGAGCCGCACAAGUCGGAGCUUUCGAGCGAUCAUCCUCCCUCAAAGACGUCAGCGGCUUCGAUGCUCGGCAACUCCCCGAGUGUACCUCAGUACCAUCGGCCCUGGACCCGAGAGGGUGUAACCGAUUAUGCAUCCUCGUCACCUCUUGCAGCGCCGAACGCUGGCACCCCGCUUGUAAAAUCUGCGAUCUCACCUACAGCGCAGCACAGACCUCCACCAAGCGCAUACAAGCCUAGCCGCGCUUCGCCGGCAAGUGAACAGGACUUCCGCAACUCGCCAAAUGCUGUUUCGCAGCAAAGCCCGCAAGCGAGACGUGCAGCCAUUGAGGCUGGAAGGCGCCGAUCGCUUCGCCGUAGCAAGGCGCCAACACCUCUCAACAUACUCGUUGCCGGUGCGGCGGGCACAGGAAAGACGAGCUGGAUUCGAACACUGAUCGCGAGCUGCGAAAAGGAAGGAAGCGUGCAGUCUUUGGAUCGUGAGCGUUCCCCUGAUGUGAUGACACGUGCUGAUCAGUCACAUGCUGACUCCUCUACCUUGUCUGCGCGUUCAGCUCAAUUGAUAGGCCAUGGACUCUCCCUCAAUCCAACGCAUCGGACACGACUACACAACCCGCCGAUUCCCCUGCCAACGCGCGCCGUCAUAAAUUUGCCCGCUUUUGAUCUUGCUUCCGACGCCAUUCUGCCUUUGCCUGCAGCACCUGGAUCUGGCGUGUCGCGGGGCUCUCGUGGGCGAAGACCGACCAGCAUAGCAAGCACCGCUGCAGGCUUACCUACAAGCCGCAUUUUGGUCAGCAUCACGGAUACACCAGGGCUCGACUUUGCUCCAGCGAAGGAGUGGGAAACCGAGAGGAAAGUACGAAGCCUGCUACGAGAGAUUGAGAGCCGCUUAAGUCGCACGCUGGCAGAGGAGACCAAGAUCAGCAGGGCCCCUCAGUCACUGGCCGAUAGCCACAUCGACUGCGUCAUCUACAUUAUUGACCCUCUUUCUUUGAGUCGGUCAUAUGGUCCAAAGCUUGACUCGGUGCUAGCAAGGAAUGGCUCGGCAGCCGGCAGUGUAAGCGCAGAUUCUAAGCGCGAUUUGGAAGGUGGCAGCUACGAGAGUGCGGGCUACAAGCGUACGAAGAGCAUAUCAGAAGGCAUUGCUGCACGCGAUGCCAUCUUGUCAGGCUUGAGAAAGAGUGCGACCGUCGGUCGCGCUGCGGGGCAGGGACAGAGCCUCGCGUCAAUGACUAAUGGCUCGCCUGAUCCUGCGUAUGGCUUGAGCGCGCGUCAGGCACGCAGUUCCGGAGGGCUGGGCUCGCCUUUCGCAGAACAUAAGGAGACUUUUCAGAAUGCCGGCGGAGACUCAGACGGCAUUGAUGAAGAGGCAACAGCGGAGCGCGAGCUGGCACUGUCGCCAACAGAGUUGAGAGCUAUAUCUAGGCUGGCAAAGCAUGCAACGAUCAUUCCCGUCAUCGGCAAAGCGGACCUACUCACAGCCACGGCCCUCGUCGAGGUGCGCGAAGCCGUCAGGUCGUCUUUGAUGCGGGCAGGCAUUGGCUUAGGCCCAUUCGAUAUCAGAGAAGAGUCUGAAGACCAAGACGGGGCCCUCGGGCCCGGGCAAUUCAGAACGAAUGGACACUCUCAUGACUCCUAUGAGGACGAAGAGCGCGACGGUACAACUAACCAAUCUGGCGAGGCAGCUCCGUCAAGCAGAGAUGCGCCUGUCAAGCGCAUUCGGAUUCGCUCUAGGCGCACGUACAGCAUCGCUGGUCAACGGACAUCUAUAGACUCGCAAUCGCCGGGUGAUGAACGAAGCGAACACGGUUCCCCGAUUGAGCUCAAACAGACUCCUCCGAUCUUCGACGACUUGCCCACAAAUGCUGCUCUAGGGACUCUAAGCGCGCAACAGCUAGCAUCAAUCAUACCAUUCGCCAUCUUCGGUCCCGAGUCAGUCCCACUUCAACUACCAGCAGCUUUGCGCAGAGAGCCCAAUCCUGAAAGCUCGGCAAGCUUGAUGCGCCGACCUUCUGCGGGUAAUUUGCGUAAAGCUCCUCCGCCUGCUGCCCUAGAUGAGGAAUUCAGCCUCAUGACGCCUUUGGACAGCGCUAUACCACGCACGCAGGAUGUGCCUCCUGUGCCGCCCCUGCCUACCAAUCUGACAGGUGUAGCAUCACCGGGAAGUAACUCCACCGGGUCGCCGUUUGUGCGCGCCCGGGAGAAUUCGUCAGACUUGGCGAUCUCCUCGACCCCUGGCACCGCCGAACAGAUGGGGACGUCAAACGGAACCGGACUGUCUGAAUUGGGACUACUCAAUCUCACGGACGCUAGCGCCAGACCUGCUACCGCUGGAAGAUCUACAAUGCGCCCUCUCACGCAAACCGAGAUGACGAAACUCGCGCGCCUCAAACGAGACGCUGAGAUUGGAGCCAUCCAGAGGGACACAGCUCCUCGUUUUGAGAGGUCUUACUUUUGGGGCGAUGCUAGUGUCUUAGAUCCGUAAGUGUAGAUCUAGCUCCCUCCUGUGCUCGACCCUGAAAGUUUCGACUGACGUUCGGUUACAAUCGCAGGGUCCAUUCCGACUUUUCUGCCAUGCGCUACGCUUUGCUCUUCACACACCUCAAGACUCUCAAAGAAAGUUCACGUGCGCUCUACGAAGAGCAUCGUGCUCGAGCUUUGGAAGCUCGCAGAGUGACUUUAUCUAGUAAGUGCUGUCACCCUGUUCGAGCGUUCUGAUCGGAACUUAUUGUGUCUUCAAUCGUUCGCCUUUCUGCAGUGCCUGCCAACGAGCAGAGACGACUCAUCACGUCCAUUGGAGCUCUUUGA